Ichthyophthirius multifiliis is the source of this 609-nucleotide messenger RNA. Its product is annotated as inositol -trisphosphate receptor, putative. The transcript is spliced from 2 exons. The record is from RefSeq and is a predicted model, not a curated record. Gene Ontology annotation, biological process: calcium ion transport. Lineage: Eukaryota; Ciliophora; Oligohymenophorea; Hymenostomatida.
AUGAUAAUAGUUUAUAUAUAUUCUAUAUCUGCUUAUUUUUCUAAUGAUCUAAAAAAUUCGUUUUAAUUUAAUGGAAAUAAUAAUAAUUUAUAAGUAUGUGGAAAUAAACUUGAUUGCUUUUUACUUUUUUUGAAUUUAGGUUUAAGAAAUGGUGGUGGAAUAGGUGAAUCAUUUGAUUAAGUUUAUCCUGGUUAAAAUUAAUAUUAUGGAAGAUUUAUUUUUGAGUUAAGCUUUUUUUUAGUAAUUAUUGUUAUUUGGCUAAAUAUAAUAUUUGGUAUUAUUAUUGAUACUUUUGCAGAAUUAAGAGAUAUUAAAUAUUUUAAAGAUAAUGAUUCAAAAAAUAAAUGUUUUAUUUGUAAUUAAGAUAGAGCUGAUUUUUACAAUUUGGGAAUAAAUUUUUAAAAACAUAUCGAAAAAGAGCAUCAUUUAUGGAAUUAUUUGGCAUUUAUUAUAAUGAUAAAAUAAAAAGAGAUAAAUGAUUUAGAUGGGACAGAAUAUUUUAUAAGAAAUAACUUGGAUACUUAAAAUAUAUCAUGGUUUCCAAUUGGGAAAUCUAUUUCUAUAUAAAAUAUGAUGUAAAAAGAAGAUUAAAUAAAAAAAAUAAAAUGA